This is a messenger RNA of Guillardia theta CCMP2712, 1124 nucleotides long. RefSeq lists its product as hypothetical. NCBI's taxonomy places the organism in Eukaryota, Cryptophyceae, Pyrenomonadales, Geminigeraceae. The record is from RefSeq and is a predicted model, not a curated record. Bases 183 to 1088 code for a protein of 301 amino acids. The transcript has a single exon.
CUCUCUGAACAUCUUCUUCGCGCCUCUAUCCUCUAUCCUCCUGCUCAUCAUCCCGUCACCUCCUCCAUUAGAAGCGCUCAUCACAUUUUCAUGGUUUGGAAGGGAUUCUUCUGAAGUAUGUAUACAUGGUCACAGAAUUAACAACAGGUCUGAAACACUCUUACUCGCUUUUAAAGGCCGACAUGCCUAAUGCAACAAUGAUGAACGAAAAUUGCAUUGAAAAACUCAUGAGGAGAAGAUCAGAUGGAAUGUUUUUUUCUAAAGACCUUCUCACAUCGAAAGUGCGCAGCAAAGACCAGCAUUCUCCACACACAGGCAGUUUCAACAGGUCUGCAUCUGAACAACACAGGGAGGACGAGCAUUACAAAAGGUUGAGAUCAAAGAGUGUGUGUGUGCUCGGCUGUCCGCACUGGGACAACGGUCAGAUCAACAAUCGAAAUCAAUCUUUGCUUCAUGUCAACUCCAUUUCCCCGGCUCCAGACCUUCAGGGCAUCGGGACGCUGCGGAAUUCACCAGGGGACAGCAGCAAGUACCGUCGGAGGAACAGCGCGAGCCCCAUGUUCAAGAGUGUGGUGACUCAGCGCAGAGAGUCUCCGACUGCCUUCGCUGGGAAGGCCUACAGGCGAGCGAGCACGUCGUUCGAGCUGUGCAAGGGGCCGCAGCUUGAUCACAGCGAGAAGGAAAACGACGAGUCGAACCACAUUCCGAGCAUGCUCUUCUCUGUACAGUCUUGUAUCUCGCCCCCGCCGCCUUGCCACUCUCUCCAGGUGAUCGCCAACGGGAUCCUGCCGAGCUCACAUCCGAGACAGUCCAGCCUGUACGCUGUGGAUGUAAAGCAUUACUCCCUGGCGCAUUUGAUGCCCAGGAACCGAACAGACUGGGCGGCGCUCGAAUGUGAGGACGUUGAGGUAGCCGAUAGGAAGGCGACUGAAAUUUUCAGACGGAUCGCUAACUCCAGGUCCGGGAAGUCCUUCAACGAUGGCAGUCUCAGGCCGGGGGCAAGGAGCAAAGGCUCAGCGCCGGAGGACUUGUCCGUGUUCGACUUUGAUUUUAUACAUAUUGUAGAAGAGAAGAAUGUUGAUGUCUAAUGGGUUUUUGUAUCUAAAUAAAUUGAUUUCAUGUCU